Molecule: messenger RNA, 306 nt
Organism: Prunus armeniaca (apricot)
Lineage: Eukaryota; Viridiplantae; Streptophyta; Magnoliopsida; Rosales; Rosaceae
Source: the annotation of a GenBank genome assembly
AUGGGAAGUAGUAACUAUGAUUAUACUCAUAACCAACCAUUUCUCUACCCUUCAUAUCUCAUUCCUUUUGGGAAGGAAUCGAGCAGCUCAUGGAAAGAAUCUGAGACUCAAUCUUCAAAUGAUUUUGCUCAUGGACAACGUCAACCAAUCUCGGAUCCAUAUGGGUGGCAUGUUAACAAUUACAUGCAAAACUAUUUUGGGGAUUUAUCAUUUGAUGACUACUCUUCACAAUACACUUACUCUACACAUAGAGAUGAUGAAGAUAGUGAAAAAUUUGAACCUCAUAGGAACUCUAUGUGGUACUAA